CGCUGCAGUGGCUGUGAGAUGAGAUGAUUAGUGCACAGCUGGAGACACAGGCAGACCUGUAACACCUGCACGGACUUUAAACAUCACAACAUCGCACACAGAGAGACGCAGACGCGCACUCUCCAUUCUGUGAGAUCCAGACAUGAUGUCCGGUCUGCCGGGCGGCGGCAGGACAACGCGCGGGACCACUGGCACCCUUUUGUCGGCAUGUCUGGUCUCCGCUUGUCAAGCCCUCCGGAACUGCGGGGAGGUCCAGUGCGGCGACGGCCACCAGUGCUGCCCGCCCAUCGUCACCGGGAACGGCAGCGCCAGCUCCGCGGUGCGCUGUUGCAAGCUUCCCAUCCACAUUUUCUUCGACAACGUCGGCUGGUUUACGCGAAAGCUGUCGGGCAUCCUGAUCCUGUUACUGCUCUUCGCCAUGGGCUACUUCAUCCAGCGGAUCAUCUGCCCGCGGCCCCGCCGGCACCCGCACCAUGACCGCAGCGAGGAACCCUCCCUCUUUCACGGGCACGCAUCGGCGUCCCAGGACUCCCUGCUGGACCGGUACCCCGAGUACAGCCUCGGGGACUUCGCGUCUCCCAACCUGCCAGCGUACGACGAGGUCAAAUAUUUGCCCACGUAUGAGGAGAGCAUGCAGGAGAUGCACAGAGACCGCUCCGAUGAUAACUUGCUGGCGGAAAACGAGAGUCAGGGCAGGGGGAGAGCGGCGGGACCGAGAGCUGGAGACCAGAGGCGGGAUGUCCCGGAGGUGUCAGUACCGCAACACAGCCCAAGGACAUCUCGGAACUCUGUCUGAGCUCCAGAGACAGUAUCUUAUUUUCAUAUAAUCAGGGUAAUUAUCUUGCAGAGAUAUAAACUCAAGUGCAAUUAUAAUGCCGAAUAUUACGAAUAAAAGAGGAGGCUGAGAAAACGUACGUGUUUUGUUAGAUUAUAGCGGAUUACUCGCCUUUUGUAUGCAAAUGACCGCUUGGGUUAAGUAAAAGGAGAUAAUGAAGAAAGCGGAGGCGGCUGAAUUUGACGCUCUUUGUGGCUAAUUUGGCUCCGGUACAAUCGCAUUAAGUUUUACUUCAGCACCUCAAUUUUAAGUGGCACCGUGAGACAGUUUUUUUAUUCUGUCAAAUACUUGCCCUUUCUUAGUCUUAAUGCUUAAUAUUCUGCCGGACCUGAAAGACCUCAUUUUCUUUUGUUUUUCUUUGUUGAAUUUGCAUCCAAAAGGAAUAAUAUUUAGAUAUUUUUGUCUCAGUAACCUGAAAUGUGGGCUGGAAGAAGGAGUGAAAGGAUGAAUAUCGAUUUUUUUCUGGAGAAUAUUUUUUAUCAGCCAGCUUUAGAGCCAGUUAAUU
This is a messenger RNA of Plectropomus leopardus (leopard coralgrouper), 1340 nucleotides long. RefSeq names its product chromosome 15 C3orf80 homolog (gene c15h3orf80). The record is from RefSeq and is a predicted model, not a curated record. NCBI's taxonomy places the organism in Eukaryota, Metazoa, Chordata, Actinopteri, Perciformes, Serranidae.